AGAGGGCCCGCCCCCUCCGGACUCCGCGCGCAAGCCCCGCCCCCCCUCUCCGGGCGGAAGUCCCGCCAGCCCCCGAGGAAGAGGCUGGGUGCGCCUGCGCAGAGAACGUGUCGCGCGCCGCCGCCGCCGCCUCCUCCUCCUCCUCCCGCUCCGCUGCGGCGCCAUUUUGGCGCAGGCUCCGGCGGGCGCGGCGGCAAGGCCGGAGCAGCGGCGCGAGAGCCCCGCCCGCCAUGAUGUCGUCGCCGCCCCCGCCGCCGCCCGCCGCCGCGUCCUCGUCGGGGCGCCGCUUCGACGCGUCGGACCGGGCGUCGUGGUACGCGGGCCCGCUGUCGCGGGCGGAGGCGCAGGGCCGGCUUCAGGGCCAGCGGCACGGGACCUUCCUGGUGCGCGACUCGUCCACCUGCCCCGGCGACUACGUGCUGUCGGUGUCGGAGAACGCGCGCGUCUCGCACUACAUCAUCAACUCGCUGCCCGGGCGGCGCUUCAAGAUCGGCGACCAGGAGUUCGAGCACCUGCCGGCCCUGCUGGACUUCUACAAGGUCCACUACCUGGACACCACCACCCUGCUGGAGCCCGCGCCCAGGUAUCCGCUGAUGGGUUCUGGUACUGGCUCUGGUGCAUCAGCUGCAGAGGAGAAUGUGGAAUAUGUUCGGACUCUUUAUGACUUUACUGGUAACGAUGCGGAGGAUCUACCAUUUAAAAAGGGGGAGAUACUCGUCAUCGUAGAAAAACCCGAAGACCAGUGGUGGAGUGCCAGAAACAAAGACGGGCGCAUUGGGAUGAUCCCUGUUCCUUAUGUUGAGAAGCUUGUGAGAUCAUCUCCUCAUGGGAAGCAUGGGGGCAGGAAUUCCAAUAGCUAUGGGAUUCCCGAGCCCGCUCAUGCCUAUGCUCAGCCUCAGACCUCGAGCCCUCUUCCCAGUGCCACCCAUACUCCUGGAGCUGUCAUCAACCCCUUGCCUUCGACCCAGAAUGGACCAGUCUAUGCCAAAGCCAUUCAAAAGAGGGUUCCUUGUGCUUAUGACAAGACUGCCUUGGCAUUAGAGGUUGGUGACAUUGUGAAGAUCACAAGGAUGAAUAUCAAUGGUCAGUGGGAAGGAGAAGUCCAUGGAAGAAAAGGGCUCUUCCCCUUCACACACGUCAAAAUAAUUGAUCCUCAGAAUCCCGAUGAAAAUGAAUGAUCUGCUGGCCCAUGUCUGCAAUGCUGCUUCCUUUUUCUGGCUAUCUUGAGCAUCAUUUGAAGUGCGAUGGUUGUUGAUGGCGCAGCUAAGGAUUGCCAGUCAUUCAUGUUUCCAUCUUGCAGUGAUUUCACAGCUCGACCGUGUCUCUUUUGGGAACGCACCUGGUAGUCCGGCAUUUGCAGUUUCUCCUAGAAGGUUUUUGGACUGUGAGCUGAUUGUGGUGCUAUCUAGGCAGAGGGGGAGGGAUUGAGACAUCCAGUUUCUUUGCCGAAAUGGAUAUUUUACUCAGAAAGAGAAUUCUAAACAAUUUUGUCUAACUCCAAACAAUAAUAAAAAUGCAUUUUUAUGGAAGAUGAGAGCACAUAAUCAUGUUAAACAAUUAUGUCUUUAGGGAAUUAUUGAUGCUUCUGUGCUACAAAGAAGGGUUUUUUGAGUUUGCCAUUGAUUUAGAAUAAAUUGUAGCAAACUCUUGAAAACUA
Molecule: messenger RNA, 1657 nt
Organism: Pantherophis guttatus
Lineage: Eukaryota; Metazoa; Chordata; Lepidosauria; Squamata; Colubridae
Gene: CRKL
Product: CRK like proto-oncogene, adaptor protein
Biological process (GO): cell migration; positive regulation of ERK1 and ERK2 cascade; enzyme-linked receptor protein signaling pathway
Cellular component (GO): cytoplasm
Molecular function (GO): signaling adaptor activity; receptor tyrosine kinase binding
Source: RefSeq, a predicted model, not a curated record